Messenger RNA from Rosa rugosa (rugosa rose), 479 nucleotides. Its product is annotated as diphosphomevalonate decarboxylase MVD1, peroxisomal-like. The transcript is spliced from 3 exons. The record is from RefSeq and is a predicted model, not a curated record. NCBI's taxonomy places the organism in Eukaryota, Viridiplantae, Streptophyta, Magnoliopsida, Rosales, Rosaceae. The coding region runs from base 4 to 249 and encodes 81 amino acids.
CAUAUGGAAAAGUGCUUCUUGUUGAUGGCAUCAUUCAGCUACUAUUCAGUGGUGCGAGCUUAUGUUCAUAUUGCUAAAUCUACCAUGAACUGCAAAGCAUAUCUGGGUUUAGGAGGCUUUUCAAAAAAGGGAUUGGCCACUUUAUUGAUAAUUUUUGCCCUUGGAAAGUUAAUGAAUAAAAAGGAAGAUCAGAGCCAGCUUUCUGCAAUUGCAAGGCAAGGUUCAGGCAGUGCUUCAGAGGAGACUUGAAAGUGCCAAUCAUAUAUCAGCUUUAUUUAGCAAAGGUAUUGGAUUAUGUGGCUGGUCGAGAGCUUAAGAAAGAUGUAGUGUGGAUGGUCAAGAGAGCAGUUUAGAGCACUAGAUGAUCUGGUAUUUUCAUAUUAUGUGGAUUUAACUUGUAGAAUUAUAGUUUGAUUGAUUGAUGUAAUGGGAUCUGGAUACUUGUACAUUUUCAAAUGAAAUUAAUUAUAAUGAUAAUU